AUGAAGGAACCUUGGCUUCAUGGUGGUAGUGAAGGUGUCAUAAGAAAUCUUUUCGACGAUGCAGAUACGGAAAAAAUCCUACAGGUAGCGUUGUUGGAAGAAGUUAUAAAAGAUAUAAUGAUUUGGAAGGAAGAACAUGAUGGUAUAUACAGUGUGCGUACUAGUUAUAAACUUUGGGGCUACCUUCCAACUCGUGCAAGACUCAGACAACAUUUUGGUAUGUUCCCAUUAGCCUAUCAUAUGUGUGAGAACAUCACUGAGGAUGAGUGGCAUCUGUUUCUGGAUUAUAAUGAAGAUAUAAGAUUAGCAUGUAGAUUUGCGGUUAUGAUAGAUGUUAUUUGGAAAAACAGGAAUGACUUUGUUUGGCACAAUGAGCUAGAAGAAGUGACUAAAUUAGACUUAUGUGUGGUGCACCAAUGGAACGACUGGUUUCAAGCUCAGGAACAUACGGCAAGGAAUGUUCGCCUCGAUCAUGCUCUGGAAUGGAGUCCACCUUCUGUGGGUCGGUUGAAAUCCGAAGCCUUGGCCCUGAAAGAGGCAAUUCUUGAAGCUAUAUCUUCGCACUUGGAGUUUGUGACUUUUGAAAGUGCUUCCCAAAUAGUGACACAAGCUAUCCAUUCUAAUAGGAAGGGUGAUUUCAAAUUUAGUCUUAUUAUUGAAUCUAUUGUUAGUUUAUUACAUUUCAUUCCAAACUUUAAGGUUAAGUUUGUUAAACGUCAAGCGAAUAUGGUUGCUCACUCUCUUGCGAGGGCGGCCAAUUCUUGA
Vicia villosa (hairy vetch) is the source of this 765-nucleotide messenger RNA. RefSeq lists its product as uncharacterized. The coding region runs from base 1 to 765 and encodes 254 amino acids. NCBI's taxonomy places the organism in Eukaryota, Viridiplantae, Streptophyta, Magnoliopsida, Fabales, Fabaceae. Gene Ontology annotation, molecular function: RNA-DNA hybrid ribonuclease activity; nucleic acid binding. The record is from RefSeq and is a predicted model, not a curated record. The transcript is spliced from 5 exons.